AUGCGCUCAUGGGGAAUGAUCCAAGGUUGUAUGUUGUGGGGAGAAGUUGAUGAGACAAGGGAUCACUUGUUCUUCACAUGUCCAUAUUCCUUUACGAUCUCGCAUGAGUUGGCAAACCGCAUUAUUGGUUCUCACCUGGAUCCGGAUUGGAAGAUCACGCUAGAGCGCAUGGAGGAGCUACAGGGCGGAACGAAGUAUGAAAAGUAUGAGGGAAGCUGUGAGCAUUGCAAGAGGACCGGUCACAAGAAGAGUGAGUGUUGGAUCCUACAUCCUCACCUCAGGCCACGUGGGUCCAACAGGGAUAGGGAAGCAAAGGCUCAUCUUUCUGCUGAAGCAAAUGGUGCUGGUUCAUCCGGAGCUAACUCAGGCGCUAAGGUGGGUGAAAGUGAAGGUAGAGCCUUGGCAUCUCAUCAACUAAUUGGAAAGGGUAUGGAUCAGGAGGUAUUCAAGAGAGCUGACCUUGAAGCCUUCUUCAAAGCUCUUAAGGAGUCUGGAUAUUAAGAGCAGUAAGUUGAUUGGGCAAGGAGCAACCAAAGGAG
Molecule: messenger RNA, 539 nt
Organism: Brassica oleracea var. oleracea
Lineage: Eukaryota; Viridiplantae; Streptophyta; Magnoliopsida; Brassicales; Brassicaceae
Exons: 3
Coding region: 1-501 (166 amino acids)
Source: RefSeq, a predicted model, not a curated record